Molecule: messenger RNA, 2346 nt
Organism: Oppiella nova
Lineage: Eukaryota; Metazoa; Arthropoda; Arachnida; Sarcoptiformes; Oppiidae
Source: the annotation of a GenBank genome assembly
ACCGCUGAUUAUAUAUACGAUAAUGUGAUGUAUGAGACGGUGAACGGCACUAACGCCACAAUUAAUUGGUCGGAACCGCUUGAAUCUAACGGUGCCGUCAUUUCAUACGAUAUCCAAUAUUUUAAAUCCACAGAAUUUACAGAUAAAGCGAAAGCGGAAUACGGCGACAAAAUAUGCCUGAAUCAGUGGCAGUAUUUGCUAAAUAGAAACAGUUUUACGAUGACUGGUCUGGACCCGGGCACCAACUACUCGUAUAGAGUGCGGGCUAACUCUAUACACGGUACGGGGAACUGGACUACAAUUCACACAUUCACUGUACCCGGAGACACCAACAUAAUUGUCUACAUCACAGUCGGCAUGUCUGUCGUGUUGAUCACAUUCGUACUGUUGGCCACCCUUUGCUACAUACGGGCCCCGCGAAAGACCAACUCUCAGUUGGACAUCAUAUCCGUGAAUCCAGAAUACGAAAAGUUUAUCGUUGAUCCGGAAUGGGAGGUGCGAUCGCAAGACUUGAAAAAGUUUCACGUGUUAGGCGACGGUGCGUUCGGACGGGUAUAUUAUGGGGAGCUGCGGAAGAAUAAUAAGACAAUCGGAUGUGCGGUGAAGACAUUGAAUCAAAACAAAGGUGUCCAACACAGGGACAACUUCCUCAAAGAGGCCAAUAUAAUGAAAUCGUUUGUCGACUGUCACCAUAUCGUGAAACUCAUUGGUAUCGUAUCGAUCGAGAACCCGGUGCUCGUACUCAUGGAAUAUAUGGUGAACGGAGAUCUCAAGAAUUAUUUGCGACUCAAUCGACCCGAUAGUGAUGAGAACCCGAACCCCCGGGUGCCCACUUGGAAUCGGAUCUUUCAAAUGGCAAUAGAGAUAUCGGACGGAAUGGCAUACCUGGCUGCCCGGAAGUUUGUGCACCGGGACCUCGCCGCCAGGAACUGUAUGGUGGCCGAGGACUUGACCGUCAAAAUUGGUGACUUUGGUAUGACUCGCGAUAUCUAUGACAACGACUAUUAUAGGAAAAGAGAUUGCGGUUUAAUACCUGUCCGUUGGAUGUCUCCCGAGUCCCUAAAGGACGGAAUGUUCACAACCUAUUCGGACAUAUGGGCCUACGGUGUGGUGUUGUAUGAAAUGGUGACUCUGGGGGCUCAACCAUACCAGGGCUGCAGCAAUGAAACGGUUUUACAGAAUGUAAUUAAAGGCUAUCGUUUGCCGGAACCGGAAAAUUGUCCCAAAAAGCUUUGGAAAAUAAUGCAAUUUUGUUGGCGUAAACAUCCAAAAGCCAGGCCAUCGUUCAAUGAAAUCACUGAAUUCCUGUUGCCGACGGCCAACCAGUCGUUCCGCGAAGUCUGUUAUUAUCUGAAUAACAGCCGCAAGUCAGUCAUCAGCACCAGAACCGCCAGCAGAAUGAAGAAGUCGUGGUACGCGUGGUUACCCACCAAUCGGCUCAUACUGAGCGACCUGAAGCUGACCCCCGACUUCGUGGAUGACCCGACACAGUACUGUCCGAUGAGUCCUGUGCUCAAUGAGGACCAGAACUCCGGCGGCACUGAACUGACCGCCGCUGACGAAGAGCUUAAGGAACAACAGAUAAAGAUCUUGAAUAAAAUCAAUGAACAAAAGACUAUUGAUAGGGAAGGGGUUAUUAAAGGGUUGGAUAAGAAAUGUGUGGACAUUAUUGAUGAUAAUCUGAAGCCACAGAUCAAUGAGAAUGAAGUGAAUGACUACGAGGAAGGGAAACAAAAACUGAUUGUGUGUUUGCAGUGAAUGUUUGGUUUGGUUUUUGAAAUGGAUUUUAAUUUUAUUUGGUUUUUGAAUUCAAACUAUAGUUUCCUAUGUUUGCCAUAAAUAUGUUGUGGAAUAGGAUUGCGAUUAUGUUUAUACCUCCAAGUCUUAGAGCUAAACGUAUUGUUUGCUAAUAAUUAUUAAUUUAAAACGUAAUCCAAUCCUAAAUCCGUGAAAUGAUCUGAAAAUAUCUCUUCAUAUAUUAUAUUAGAUUAAAGUCAGAAAUGCAUUAUACAUAUCAACACCACAUACCAGUCCCACUCCUAUCCUACCUUAUUCUCAUUGCUAAUCACUCGAGUCUCUCGUUUAUACCUCACAUAAUAUGUGAACAAUAUUUCAUAAUUUUGAAGAUUUUAUCUCUUUUUUGUGGGAAACAAAUGUUUUGAACAGAAAACCACUUUUUGUAUUAAUAUAUUUUGAAUGUCUUUAAAGUUAUACACAAUUCAAUUGAACAUAAGUUUUUCUCGUUUUAUAAAACAUGGCAUAAUAUAAAAGUUGUUAAAAACAUGUGAGAAAUACAUUAUUAUAAUUAUUAUUAAUUUUAGUUCCGAUUAUCUAUUGUUUGGUCAC